AUGCAGGAGAAGCUCAAGGACAACGGGACUCCCACUUCAUCGAGAGUGUCUUCUUUUUUUAUCGAGAACAUACUAGGCAAAGGGACGGAUAAACAUGAGUCGGUCACGGACAGGAGUCGCGGGGAAGCCGGUGUGGAGACCGGCUCCUCGGACGGAGUCCUGAAGGCACAUCACGCCGAUGUGAGCGCCCCAGAGCCGGAUGGCUGUAGCUCCACAGCUCGGUCCCCGUACAGAGACUCGCCCUUACAGUGGUACCGCGGGGCAAAUGCCUUAAACUUCAGAGCUCUGGAAACACCACAAAGUCCAAGAGAUAAUACAAGUCCAGGUGACCACUGUAGCUCCAUAUCGACCAGUGACAGGGGCUCCCCAGCAGUAUCCGAACCGAUAACUGAGGACAGCGACGAGACCGACAGGAAGACAGGGGACAGCAACCUGACAGACGACAACGAGGAAAUGCACAACGGCUUUGACGCGCGGUCAGAGCAAGACCCGAGCUCCACCCGGAAGAAGAAGACCCGCACCGUUUUUAGCCGCAGUCAGGUGUUUCAGCUGGAGUCCACCUUUGACGUGAAGCGGUACCUGAGCAGCUCGGAGAGGGCGGGUCUGGCAGCGUCCCUCCACCUGACGGAGACUCAGGUCAAGAUCUGGUUCCAGAACCGGAGAAAUAAGUGGAAGAGGCAGCUGGCGGCAGACCUCGAGGCUUCACAUGUCCCACACUCCACCCAGCGGAUUGUCAGGGUCCCCAUUCUCUAUCACGAGGGCCCCGGACACACUGCUGCACUGGGCUUCACCAUGAACGGACAUCCACUUUCUGCACCCUUAGCCGGAUUCUCCAGCUACCCUCUGUCCUCGUUCGCUCACUCCAUGAGCUUGUUAAGAUCGCAGAUGACCGGCUUGGUGUAA
Notothenia coriiceps (black rockcod) is the source of this 903-nucleotide messenger RNA. Its product is annotated as homeobox protein HMX1-like. The record is from RefSeq and is a predicted model, not a curated record. Lineage: Eukaryota; Metazoa; Chordata; Actinopteri; Perciformes; Nototheniidae. Gene Ontology annotation, biological process: regulation of transcription by RNA polymerase II; negative regulation of DNA-templated transcription. Gene Ontology annotation, molecular function: DNA-binding transcription factor activity, RNA polymerase II-specific; RNA polymerase II transcription regulatory region sequence-specific DNA binding. Gene Ontology annotation, cellular component: nucleus. The coding region runs from base 1 to 903 and encodes 300 amino acids. The transcript is spliced from 2 exons.